This is a messenger RNA of Oncorhynchus keta (chum salmon), 2059 nucleotides long. RefSeq names its product zinc finger protein DPF3-like. Gene Ontology annotation, biological process: nervous system development. The record is from RefSeq and is a predicted model, not a curated record. Gene Ontology annotation, cellular component: nBAF complex. The transcript has 12 exons. Lineage: Eukaryota; Metazoa; Chordata; Actinopteri; Salmoniformes; Salmonidae. The coding region runs from base 197 to 1393 and encodes 398 amino acids.
ACUGUACGUAGCCUUGGCUCGUCGUCUUUUACGAAACGCUUUUGACAGUUUUCUCCUAAACCACGCCUUUGCUCCUGCAUCCUGGUAUUGUAUUGGUUAAGGAGCAGGUCGCCGAGGAUCUUACUGGUUGUUUUUUUUUCAUAGGGUCCCAAACAGCUCCGAGAUUUGGAAUGUUUGCUUACUGUCUAGUAGCAAAAUGGCGACUGUCAUUCAGAAUCCCCUCAAAUCGCUAGGUGACCAGUUCUACCGGGAGGCCAUAGAACACUGUCGCAGCUACAACGCCCGUCUGUGUGCCGAGCGGAGCGUCCGUAUGCCCUUCCUGGACAACCAAACUGGCGUGGCCCAGAACAACUGCUACAUCUGGAUGGAACAGCGCCACCGCGGGCCAGGUCUGGGUGCUGGACAGAUGUAUGCGUACCCAGCUCGGUGUUGGAGGAAGAAGAGGCGGCUUCACCCCCCUAUGGACCCUCAGCUACAACUCUGUGAACUACGACUGGAGGCAGAGCUGGCCCCUAAGAGGGAGCCCUCCCCAGGAGAGGCCACAGCUCUGGAGACUCUGCUCAGAGGGGAGGGACAACUGGAGAAGAAGAAAGACAUCAUCAAGGAGGACGAGACCCUUCUGGAGAUACAGAGGGUCUUGGAGGCUGACGAGAAUGGGGACGAUUUUCAUCAUGACAAUGAGGACUUUGAAGUGGACACUCCGAAGAGGAAGCAGAGGAAAGGAAGGGGCCGAGGAUCCAGCCGCAGGAGGGCGGAGGCUGUGUCCAACGACGACGUGGAUAAACCUUACGUCUGUGACAACAGAUACAAACAAAAGCAUAACUCAAAAACUGCUGACUCAGUCUGUGGGAAGCGUUAUAAGAACCGUCCAGGUCUGAGCUACCACUACGCACACACACACCUGGCGGAGGAAGAGGGGGAGGAGAGGGAGGAGAGGGAGGAAGAGAUGCCACCGACCCCGCCACCACACCGACCAGACCCAGACCCCGACAACCACAAACCUCAGAGGGCGGCAGAUGGCUCCAUCAUCCCUAACGACUACUGUGACUUUUGUCUGGGAGACUCUGACUCUAACAGGAAGACUGGCCAGGCUGAGGAGCUGGUGUCCUGCUCUGACUGCGGUCGCUCCGGCCACCCUACCUGUCUGCAGUUCACAGACAACAUGAUGAUGGCGGUAAAGACCUACCAGUGGCAGUGCAUCGAGUGCAAGUCCUGCAGUCUCUGUGGCACCUCUGAGAACGACGACCAGCUGUUGUUCUGUGACGACUGUGACAGAGGAUACCACAUGUACUGUCUGAAGCCCCCCAUGACCCAACCUCCUGAAGGGAGCUGGAGCUGUCACCUGUGUUUGGAUCUGUUGAAGGACAAGGCCUCCGCCUAUGAAGAGCCAUAGCUUCUCUAACACACACAGACACACACACACACACACACACACACACACACACACACACACACACACACACACACACACACACACACACACACACACACACACACACACACACACACACAAUGGAUUUACAGGCUCAGGGUGCACAUUCAGUCUCAUCUCGUUCAGCUUCUCAGUUUCUAUCUCACUACUAUCCUCUCUACCUCUGAAGUUGAAACAAUGUCAUGAUGUGGGUUAUAAAAACCACAAAGAGAAUCGUCAAAUAGGAAUCUUUGCUACACAGUGUUUGACACUACGCUGUUCUACAAUGUCUUCUGACUGUUAUCUCGCUAGAGAUGUUUGUGCUGAGGUAAAAAAAAAAAAAAUGCAUUAUGUACCGGAAACAAGGAGAAUUUAUGUCUUGUUUGUUUGAAUUUCAGUUUCCAGUCCUCUCCUUGUUAAAAUUUCACAGUGACGUUGUUUCAUAUUGCACCAAGACAUAUUGCAUAUUUUAAAUAACGUUUACUCACAGGACUUAUCAAGCAUCCUUUUAUUUUUUUGAGGAGUCAUUGCAGCCGUUAUUUAAUUUCAGUUGGAUAUUAGCCAGGUUUGUGGUUACUAGGAUACUUAAAAGUACCUCAUGACAAUGAUCUAAAUCGUUAUUAAUUUAAAACUGGUCUUAUUUAUACA